GCAUGUUUGGAACUAUUUUUGUUAACUUAAGUCAUCUUGGACUGUCUUUUACUUCCACUUCUCUGUUCCUGUUUCUGUUGACUACACAGGCCGAGACCUAGAACCCAGUUCAUAAAUUUGAAGAUUUUGUCUUUUGUUUCAUUGUUUACUGACUGAAGGUGGAGACAUAUAGUUCUGUGUAUAUGUGAGGAAUACAAAGUGGCUUGAGUUAUAUUUGUUUGGGUCUGGAGAUGUCACAUAGAAGGGGGUCUGAUCAGCCACCGCCUGUGCGGAUUUUGAGGACUCAGACUGCCGGGAAUUUAGGAGAGCCGAUCUUGGAUAGUGAGGUGCUGCCUUCUUCCUUGCUUGAGAUUGCUCCAAUUCUUCGUGUGGCUAAUGAAGUCGAGGCUAGCAAUCCAAGAGUUGCUUAUCUCUGUCGGCUUUAUGCCUUUGAAAAAGCUCACAGACUAGAUCCAACUUCUAGUGGACGUGGUGUUCGCCAAUAUAAAACUGCACUUCUUCAACGUCUAGAAAGGGAAAAUGAAAUGACGUUGGCAGGUAGGGCAAAGAGUGAUGCGCGUGAAAUGCAGAGUUUUUAUCAAUAUUACUUCAAAAAGAAUAUUCAAGCUUUGCAGAAUGCCGCUGAUAAACAUGACAGUGCCCAACUUACAAAAGCAUAUCAAACUUCUACAGUCCUCUAUGAGGUUUUGAAGGCUGUAAAUCAGACAGAGGCUGUUGAAGUGCCUGAUGAGAUUUUGCAAGCUCACAAUACGGUUGUGGAGAAGAAACAGUUAUAUAUGCCUUAUAAUAUUCUUCCUCUUGAUCCAGAGAGUCAAAAUCAGGCUAUUAUGAGAUAUCCUGAGAUUCAAGCUACUGUUUCUGCACUUCGUAAUACCAGCGGUUUGCCAUGGCCAAUGGGCCACCAGAUGCAAGUUAAUAAAGACAUUCUAGACUGGCUUCAGAUUCAAUUUGGUUUUCAGAAGGACAAUGUUGCAAAUCAAAGGGAGCACUUGAUUAUGUUGCUGGCAAAUGUGCAAAUACGUCAAUUCCCAAAGCCUGAUCAGCAACCCAAGUUGGAUGAUCGUGCUCUGACAGAAGUGAUGAAGAAACUUCUCAAAAACUACAGAAAGUGGUGCAAGUAUUUGGAUCGCAAAAGUAGCCUUCGGGAACCGGCACUUCAACAGGAAGUGCAGCAGAGAAAAUUACUAUACAUGGGUUUAUAUCUUCUUAUAUGGGGAGAAGCUGCAAACUUGAGAUUCAUGCCAGAAUGCCUUUGCUAUAUUUAUCAUCAUAUGGCACUUGAGUUGUGUGGGAUACUGGCUGGAAGUCCAAUGAAUGAUGAGCCUGUAAAGCCAGUAUAUGGUGGUGAUGAUGAGGCUUUUUUAACGCAAGUAGUAACUCCAAUAUAUGAGACGAUAGCGAAGGAAGCUAAAAGAAGCAAUUAUGGAAAAGCAAAGCAUUCUCAGUGGAGAAAUUAUGAUGAUUUAAAUGAAUACUUCUGGUCAGUUGAUUGUUUUCGGCUAGGUUGGCCUAUGCGUGCUGACGCUGAUUUCUUUUGCCAGCCUCUGGAGCAGCUUCGAGUUGACAAAAAUGAGGAUGAGAAACCGUAUACUGGGGGCAAAUGGAUUGGGAAAACAGGUUUUGUUGAAAUACGCUCAUUUUGGCAAAUCUUUAGAAGUUUUGACAGAAUGUGGAGCUUUUAUAUUUUGUGUUUACAGGCGAUGGUCAUCAUUGCUUCGAAUGGGUCAGGGAAAUUAAGUUCCAUAUUUGAGGGUGAUGUUUUCAAGAAGGUGCUGAGUAUCUUCAUAUCUGCUGCAAUAUUGAAGUUUGUACAAGCUGUCCUUGAUAUAAUCCUGAGCUGGAAAGCGAGGCACAGCAUGCCGAUAUAUGUCAAGCUAAGAUACAUUUUGAAAGCUGUUUCUGCUGCAGCAUGGCUCAUAGUUUUACCAGUAACUUAUGCUUAUAGUUGGAAAAUUCCUCCUGGGUUUGCACAGACCAUCAUGACCUUUGGCAAUAGUCCGGGUUCACCUUCUUUGUUCAUUUUGGCUGUCCUCAUUUACUUUUCACCAAACAUGCUCUCCACAGUGUUGUCUUUGUUCCCAUUCAUUCGCCGAUAUCUUGAAAGGUCCAAUAAUAAGAUUGUGAUGCUCAUGAUGUGGUGGUCUCAGCCUCGGCUGUAUGUUGGAAGGGCAAUGGAUGAGAAGCCGAUUUCUCUUAUCAAGUACGCUAUGUUUUGGGUUCUCCUGAUUUUAUCAAAAUUAGCAUUCAGCUACUAUAUAGAGAUUAGGCCUCUUGUGGGUCCAACAAAAGUAAUCAUGCAAGUUCAAGUAACAACAUUUCAGGGGCCAGAGCUCUUCCCUCAGGCUAGGAACAACAUUGGUGUUGUGAUUGCCCUCUGGGCGCCGAUAAUUAUUGUCUACUUUAUGGAUACUCAGAUUUGGUAUGCUAUCUUCUCCACGAUAUUUGGGGGUAUAUAUGGUGCGUUUUCCCGGCUUGGAGAGAUUCAAACAUUGGCAAUGCUGAGGUCCCGAUUCCAAUCACUGCCGGGUGCUUUUAAUGCCUGCUUAAUUCCAGUGGAAAAUAAUGAGAAAACCAAGGAGGGAACGAAUGCCACUUUCUCUUACAAAUUUGAAGAGAUCCCAUCUAUUAAAGAGAAGGAGGCAGCAAAGUUUGCUGAAUUGUGGAACAGUAUAAUCAGUAGUUUUAGAGACGAGGAUCUAAUAACUAAUGGGGAAAUGAACCUGUUGCUUGUUCCAUAUUGGGCCAACCGUGAUCUGGAUCUUAUCCAAUGGCCUCUGUUUUUGCUUGCUAGCAAGGUUCCAAAGGCAUUGGAUAUGGCUAGAGAUAGCAAUAAAAGAGGCAGUGAAUUGAAAAUGAGAUUAAAAGUAGAUAAUUACAUGAAUGCUGCUGUUCGGGAAUGCUAUGCUACAUUUAAAAAUGUAAUCAACUCUCUGGUUCUUGGAGAACGUGAAAAAGUGAUUAUAAAUGAAAUUUUCUUUAACGUUGAUGAUCAUAUACAAAAGGAUGAUUUGAUAGAGGAAUUGAAUAUGAGUGCUCUCCCUAGCCUGUAUGAACAAUUUAUUAAGCUCGUUGAAUAUUUGCUAGCGAAUGAAAAGGAGGACAUGAAUCGGGUUGUAAUUGUCUUUUUGAACAUGCUAGAAAUUGUUACUAGAGACAUAAUGGAGGAUCGGUUUUCUAGUUGGGCAGAGUCAAGUCAUGCUGGCUAUUCUGGAACAGAUGAGAGAAUGAAAUCCCUUGAUCAACAAUAUCAGUUUUUUGGAGAACUUAGAUUUCCUGUACCAGAAACAGAAGCUUGGAAGGAAAAAAUUAAAAGGCUUUAUCUGUUGCUUACCACAAAGGAGUCUGCUAUGGAUGUGCCAUCCAACUUGGAGGCUAGAAGGCGUAUUUAUUUCUUCUCCAAUUCAUUAUUUAUGGACAUGCCUCCUGCACCCAAAGUUCAAAAUAUGAUUUCCUUCUCUGCCUUAACUGCUUUCUAUUUUGAGGACGUUCUUUUUUCCACAAAUGAUCUAAGACUAAAACUAACUGAAGAUGGAGUUUCCAUACUUUAUUAUUUGCAACAGAUAUUUCCAGAUGAAUGGAAUAACUUCCUAGAGCGGAUCAAGUGUAGUGAUGAAGAAGAACUCAAAGCAACUGAAGAACUUGAAGAUGAACUCCGUCUAUGGGCAUCAUAUAGAGGCCAGACAUUGGCCAGAACUGUGCGAGGCAUGAUGUACUACCGGAAAGCUUUGGAACUUCAGGCCUUUCUGGAUAUUGCAAACGAUGAAGAUCUAAUGAAAGGCUACAAGGCUGCUGAAUUAGAUGGUGAGGAAAACUCAAAGGGUGAAAGGUCAUUAAGGGCACAAUGUCAAGCAAUUGCGGAUUUGAAAUUCACAUAUGUGGUGUCAUGCCAUAUGUAUGGCACUGACAAACGGUCUGGUCAUCCUCGUGCCAAAGACAUCCUAAAUCUAAUGACAAGGCACCCAUCUGUUAGGGUAGCUUACAUUGAUGAAGUUGAAGAACCUGUUUACUCAAAAAAGGGGGCCAAAAUAGGGGUUCAAAAGGUAUAUUAUUCAACUCUUGCAAAGGCUGCUCCACCAACAAAGGCAUUUGGUUCUUCUGAGCCAGUUCAAAAUUUGGACCAGGUUAUUUAUCGGAUAAAGCUUCCUGGGUCUGUCAGAUGCGGCGAGGGCAAGCCAGAAAAUCAAAAUCAUGCCAUUAUUUUUACACGUGGGGAAGGCUUGCAAACCAUAGAUAUGAAUCAGGAUAAUUAUAUGGAAGAAGCCUUCAAAAUGAGGAACUUGCUGCAAGAAUUUCUUAAAAAACAUGAUGGCAUGAGACUUCCAACCAUCCUUGGAAUUCGGGAGCAUAUAUUCACUGACAGUGUUUCGUCUUUGGCAUGGUUUAUGUCAACUCAGGAAAAUUGUUUGGAAACUAUUGGGCAGCGAUUGUUAGCUAACCUUCUAAAAGUACGGUUCCAUUAUGGUCAUCCCGAUGUGUUUGAUAGGCUGUUCCAUCUUACUAGAGGGGGUGUUAGCAAAGCUUCAAAAGUCAUCAAUCUAACGGAGGACAUAUUUGCAGGUUACAGUACUACAUUACGUGAAGGACAUGUUACUCAUCAUGAAUAUAUACAAGUUGGUAAAGGGAGGGAUGUUGGCCUUCAACAUAUCACAAUGUUUGAGGCAAGGAUGGCUACUGGGAAUGGUGAGCAGACUUUGAGUCGUGACAUAUAUAGGCUUGGGCAGCGAUUUGAUUUCUUCCGCAUGUUGUCAGUUUAUUUCACCACCGUUGGUUUCUAUUUCAGUACCUUGCUGACUGUGCUCACAGUCUAUGUGUUUCUCUAUGGCCGCCUUUAUCUCAUUCUCAGUGGACUUGAAAAGGAGCUGAGUACUGAGCGAGAUCUUCAAAAUAAGACUCUUAAGGAAGCGCUUGCUUCUCAGUCUUUUGUGCAAAUUGGAUUUCUUCUGUCCUUGCCAACGAUGAUGCAAACUAGUUUGGACAGUGGAUUCCGUAGUGCGUUAACUGAUCUCAUAUUAAUGCAAUUGCCGUUGACGGAUUUCAUAUUAAUGCACUUACAGUUGGCUCCCGUCUUCUUCACAUUUUCUUUGGCAACAAAGACCCAUUAUUAUGGAAAGACAUUGCUUCAUGGGAGAAGACAAUUCAUGGGUGCAGCUCGAGGUUUUUUACUGGCCCAUGUUAAAUUUUCUGAUAACUACCGGCUCUAUUCUCGCAGCCAUUUUAUUAAGGGCAUUGAACUGACGAUUCUGCUUCUUGUAUACCAAAUAUUGGGCCAAUCACAUAGAGGUGCAGUUUCCCAUUUCCUGAUCAUUUUAUCAAUAUGGUUCAUGGUGGGAACAUGGCUUUUUGCUCCUUUCCUCUUCAAUCCAUCAGGGUUUGAGUGGCAAAAAAUUGUUGAUGACUGGGCAAAUUGGAAUAAAUGGAUAAGCAACCAAGGAGGGAUAGGUGUACCUCCAAAAGAAAGUUGGGAAUCUUGGUGGGAAAAUGAACAAGAAUAUCUCCGUUAUUGCGGGAAAAGUGGUGUUAUUGUUGAGAUAUUGUUAGCAUUGAGCUUUUUCAUCUAUCAGUAUGGGCUUCUAUAUCAUUUGAACAUCACCAAAAAAACCAAAAGCUUUCGGGUUUAUGGAGUUUCAUGGCUCGUGAUCAUUGUCAUAUUUUUGGUGAUGAAGGUUGUGUCCAUUGGAAGGCGACGUUUAAGUGCAAAGUUCCAGCUUUUGUUUCGACUUAUUGCGGGUCUAAUUUCCUUGGUAUUCGUUUCUGUUUUCAUUUCUUUAAUAGCAGUUCCCCAUUUGACACUUCAGGACAUAAUAGUCUGCAUUCUAGCAUUCGUACCAACAGGAUGGGGAUUGCUCCAGACUAGACAUGUCACCAUUCAAGAAAGCAGCUGUGAAAGGAGGCAGUUCCAAAGGGAAGGAACACGUCAUUGAUGUUGAUGACUACUCACCUUAAACAAAAGAGACUCGUUCUUCAUCAAAGAAAUUCGAUCCCAACAAGUUCAGAUCCUAUGUAGCCUAUCAGUAUCAUGAGAAUUAUUUCCGAAGUGCUACACCAUUACUAGAAAGGACUGUGGAUCAAUCAUCACUUCAUGACACUGACAUUUCGAAAUGGUUUGUUCACAAGGAUUGGAAUUACCUUCUCUCUGAUUUGGAUGACGCGUAUGAAGAUUUGGUAAAGGAAUUUUAUGCCAACACAAUGGUGGAGGAAGAUGAACUUAAGUGCUGGAUUAGGAAAAAGAGUUUUUCAAUCUCUCUUGCAUAUUUGGCAGAGAUCCUUCACAUCAACAGACCAAUGUUUCGACACUCACCAGUUUAUGAUGAUCUUUGUCCUGAUGAGUAGCUUCUCAAGGAAAGUCUUGGACAAGACUUGGAGUUCUCACCCAAUGGAAACUCCAUUAGUGUUUCCUCUCUUCCUCCAAAACUGAGAGUGCUUACAAUUGUGAUGUUUCACAAUUUGUACCCUUUAUCAAGCACUGGGUAUAUGAACCUCAGACGUGCUCUGUUUCUUCAUGAUCUAAUCUCUGAUGUAGAAAUUGACAUCUAUGCUCAUAUCUUUCAUGUUCUACGCAAAAUGGUUCUACGAACUGAUUCCCGAACGUGCAUUCCUUUCUGCUGUCUCAUUUCAAGGAUCUUGAAGCUCAAGGGAAUUUAUCCAACGGCAGAUGAAUCUCCUUUCUUGAAACCGAGUCCAAUCAACAUGCGUACAUUCAACGCAAGCAUUGGACAUCGUCGGAAGAGAGCCAAACCGGAACCUUCCGCAUCUCACAAGGGCUCUCAUUUCAGCACUCUCUCCUUUGAUGAAAAACUUGAUCACAUUGUAUCCUCUGUACACAAGUUGAAUACAAAGAUGUCUGGACUCACAUCUACUCUACACCAUCACAGCACUCGAUGGGAUAUGAAGUUUACCUCACUUCAAACUCAAUUAGAUCAAAUUCAGAGAAGUCUAGAAGAGAAUAUAUAGCCUAUUCCAUGACAAAAAGGGGGAGUGAUAGGCCUGAUCAGAGGGGAAGGAUAUUACCUAAGAGGGAGUGUUUCUGCAUUCUUCUUCAGUUUAAGUUGUUAUAUUUUCUUCAGUUUAAGUUGUUAUAUUGUGUUUUGUACCUAUUUUGUACCCA
This is a messenger RNA of Quercus robur (English oak), 7105 nucleotides long. RefSeq names its product callose synthase 2-like. Gene Ontology annotation, biological process: (1->3)-beta-D-glucan biosynthetic process. Bases 231 to 5921 code for a protein of 1896 amino acids. Lineage: Eukaryota; Viridiplantae; Streptophyta; Magnoliopsida; Fagales; Fagaceae. Gene Ontology annotation, cellular component: plasma membrane; 1,3-beta-D-glucan synthase complex. The record is from RefSeq and is a predicted model, not a curated record. The transcript has 43 exons. Gene Ontology annotation, molecular function: 1,3-beta-D-glucan synthase activity.